This is a messenger RNA of Aegilops tauschii subsp. strangulata, 3172 nucleotides long. RefSeq names its product ABC transporter B family member 11-like. NCBI's taxonomy places the organism in Eukaryota, Viridiplantae, Streptophyta, Magnoliopsida, Poales, Poaceae. Gene Ontology annotation, molecular function: ATP binding; ABC-type oligopeptide transporter activity; ATP hydrolysis activity. Gene Ontology annotation, biological process: oligopeptide export from mitochondrion. The record is from RefSeq and is a predicted model, not a curated record. Gene Ontology annotation, cellular component: mitochondrial inner membrane.
AUGGACGCGACAGCAGAAGCUAGCAGCGCAGAAGGAGCACGCCACGGCGCCGAGCAACGAACAGAUGACCAGCCGGAGAAGGUGUCGUUGCUCGGCAUGCUCAGGUACGCCGACCGCCUCGACAUGCUGCUCAUGGUGAUCGGCUCGCUGGGGGCGGUGGGGAACGGCGCAUCGGGGUCCCUCCUAUUGGUCCUCUAUGGAGACGCCAUCAACUCCUUCGGCGAGAGCACCACCAGCACCGUCCUCCCCGCCGUCACCAAGGUUGUUCUCAACUUCAUAUAUUUGGGCAUUGGGACAGCAGUUGCUUCCUUUCUUCAGAUGUCAUGCUGGGCAAUGUCAGGAGAAAGGCAGUCAGCCCGCAUCCGUUCUUUGUACCUGAAAUCAGUUUUGAGGCAAGAUAUUGCAUUCUUCGACACAGAAAUGACAACUGGUGAAGCAGUUUCAAGAAUGUCUAGCGAUACGGUCAUAAUUCAAGAUGCUCUUGGUGAGAAGGCAGCGAAGCUUAUACAAACCGUAUCUGCCUUCUUUGGGGGUUUUAUCGUAGCAUUCACAAAAGGCUGGCUCCUCACUCUUGUCAUGCUAACAUCACUACCAUUAGUUGCUAUCGCUGGUGCAGUGUCUGCACAACUGCUAACUGGGGUUUCUAGCAAGCGACUAACAUCGUAUAGUGAUGCUGCAGACACAGUUGUGUCCUUCAAUGGCGAGAAGAAAGCUAUAGAAAUGUAUAACAAAUUCAAUAAAAAUGCAUACAAGACUGCUGUUGAGGAAGGCCUCGUCAAUGGUUUUGGCAUGGGCUCUGUCUUCUGCAUCAUAUUGAGCAGCUAUGGUCUAGGCUUCUGGUAUGGUGGAAAGCUAAUCCUUGACAAAGGAUACACUGGAGGGAAGAUCAUCACUGUUUUGUUUGCCGUUGUGUCCUUCAAUGGCGAGAAGAAAGCUAUAGAAAUGUAUAACAAAUUCAAUAAAAAUGCAUACAAGACUGCUGUUGAGGAAGGCCUCGUCAAUGGUUUUGGCAUGGGCUCUGUCUUCUGCAUCAUAUUGAGCAGCUAUGGUCUAGGCUUCUGGUAUGGUGGAAAGCUAAUCCUUGACAAAGGAUACACUGGAGGGAAGAUCAUCACUGUUUUGUUCGCCGUAUUAACUGGCGCAAACAAUAGCAAUAGACACUCCUUCAAGAACCCCUCAGGACUAUCACUUGAGUUGCAUGAGGAUGCAAUCACAGGUGAACAGGACAAAGAGGGCCUUCCCGAUCAGAAGACCCUUCAGAAAGCAGCAGCUGGACGACUUUUUUAUCUUAACAAGCCAGAGUUACCGUUUCUUCUGCUCGGCACUAUAGCAGCAUCGGUGCAUGGAAUCAUUUUUCCAUUGUAUGGCCUACUAAUAUCUGGCGGUCUAAAAUCAUUCUACGAGCCACCAGAUAAGAUGCGAAAAGAUUCUAGCUUUUGGGCAUUGAUAUUUGUAGUUCUGGGGUUUGCAUCUUUCAUUGCAAUCAUAGCAGAAUAUCUUUUGUUUGCAAUUGCUGGUGGCAAGCUUAUAGAGCGUGUUCGUACUCUGUCAUUUCAAAAUAUUGUGCAUCAGGAAGUUGCUUGGUUUGAUAAUCCCUCAAAUUCCAGUGGUGCACUUGGUACACGACUCUCAAUUGACGCAUUAAAUGUUCGGCGCUUAGUAGGAGAUAACCUGGGCCUUAUAGUGCAGUCUAUAGCUUCACUAAUAGCUGGCUUUGUCAUCGCUUUUAUGGCAGACUGGAGGCUUGCACUGAUUAUCACUUGUGUCAUUCCUUUAUUGGGUGCACAGGGUUAUGCUCAAGCGAAGUUCUUGAAGGGGUUUGGUGAAGAAGCUAAGGAGAUGUAUGAAGAUGCAAGUCAAGUUGCAACUGACGCUGUUGGUAGUAUCAGAACUAUAGCAUCUUUCUGUGCAGAGAAAAGAGUGGUUACAACAUAUAACAAGAAAUGUAAAGCUUUAAGGAAACAGGGCAUUCGAAGUGGAAUCGUUGGAGGGCUUGGUUUUGGUUUCUCGUUCUUGGUGUUGUAUUUGACAUUUGCUCUAUGUUUCUAUGUUGGUGCACAGUUUAUACGUCAAGGAAAAUCUAGUUUCGCAGAUGUUUUCAAAGUUUUCCUUGUCUUAGUUUUGGCAACUCUUGGGGUUUCGCAGGCAAGUGCAUUGGCAUCUAAUGCGACAAAAGCAAAGGAUUCAACCAUUACUGUUUUCAGUAUUCUAGAUCGGAAGUCAAAAAUCGAUACAAGUAGCGAUGAGGGCAUGAUGCUGGAAAAUGUCACAGGCGACAUUGAUUUCAGUAAUGUUAGUUUCAAGUACCCAUCACGCCCUGAUGUCCAAAUAUUCAGUGACUUCACAUUGCACAUUCCUUCCAGAAAGACCAUAGCACUAGUUGGAGAGAGUGGUAGUGGCAAGUCCACAAUAAUUUCUUUACUGGAGCGUUUCUACGAUCCUGAUUCUGGUAGUAUCUCAGUAGAUGGAGUUGAGAUUAAGAGCUUGAGAAUUAGCUGGUUAAGGCAUCAGAUGGGUCUGGUAGGCCAGGAGCUAGUGCUUUUCAACGACACAAUCCGCGCAAACAUAACAUACGGGGAACACGGGGAGGUGACAGAGGAAGAGGUUACGGGUGUGGCCAAAGCAGCAAAUGCUCAUGAGUUUAUCUCAAGCUUGCCACAGGGAUACAACACUCUGGUUGGCGAGAAAGGAGUGCAACUAUCUGGUGGACAGAAGCAACGGGUAGCCAUCACAAGGGCCAUUAUAAAGGACCCGAAGAUACUACUGCUUGACGAGGCGACCAGCGCCCUCGACGCGGAAUCAGAGCACAUCGUUCAAGAUGCAUUGGAUCGAGUCAUGGUGAGUAGGACCACCAUAGUGGUGGCGCACCGCCUCUCCACAAUCAAAGGGGCUGAUGCGAUUGCAGUCCUCAAGGAAGGCAAAAUUGCAGAAAAGCGAAAUCAUGAGGUCCUGAUGCGGAUCAAGGACGGAGUCUAUGCUUCGCUAGUAGAACUUUGCUCAAAUUCUAAGUAGAACUGUGUAUAUUACAUUAACUAUUUUCCUUUUGAUUCUUACUACAUCUGUUUGUUCCUAGUACAAUUAUUUUGCCAGGCAAUAUAGUGAUUUGUGAUCUGAGAAGUGAAUGCAAGAAGUUACCCGUAUGCAAGCCGACAUCAAUAAAUAAUUGCUUUUA